AUGAAACAAAGAACAUGGCCAUCCAAGUCCAAAUUGGACAGCCCAUUCAUAAAAAAACAAACCCCUCUUAAAAAUCAUCCAACUAAAACUUCAUCAUCAUCCUCCAGCUCUAACAAUCACGACUUUUCUCAGCUUCCGUAUGAUGUUCUGUUAAAAAUUGCUGCUACUUUUACAGUACUGAAUUUACGCACAGCUUCUUUAGUAUGCAAGUCUUGGUUUGAAGCUCUUAAACCUUUAAGAGAGUCUAUGCUUUUUCUCAGUUGGGGCAAGAGAUUUAAGCAUGGAAGAAAUGGGGUUAAGCCCAAUUUGAGUAAAGCACUUGAUUCUUUCCUUAAAGGAGCUGCUCGUGGUUCGACGUUAGCUAUGGUGGAUGCUGGGUUAGUUUAUUGGGAAAUGGGGAGAAGAGAAGAAGGGAUUUGUUUGUAUAGAAAGGCUGCUGAACUUGGUGAUCCUGUUGGUCAGUGCAAUUUGGGGAUUUCACUCUUGCAAGGAGCUGCUCGUGGUUCGACGCUAGCUAUGUUUCAUGCUGGGUUAGUUUAUUUGGAAAUGGGGAGAAGAGAAGAAGGGAUUUGUAUGUAUAGAAAGGCUGCUGAACUUGUUGAUCCUGCUGGUCAGUGCAAUUUGGGGUUUUUCCUCUUGCAAGCUAAUCCUCCAGAUCCUGAGGAAGCUGUUAAAUGGCUGUAUAAAGCUUCUGUUGCUGGCCAUGUUCGAGCUCAGUACCAACUUGCACUUUCUUUACAUAAAGGUCAUGGUCCAAACAAUAAUCUCCAGGAAGCGGCGAAGUGGUAUUUGAGAGCAGCAGAAGGUGGAUAUGUCCGUGCUAUGUAUAACACUGCAUUAUGCUACUCGGUCGGAGAAGGUUUAAUGCAGUCUCAUAAAUUAGCAAGGAAAUGGAUGAAGAGAGCAGCGGAUCGAGGUCAUAGCAAAGCCCAGCUUGAGCACGGGCGGAGUCUAUUUUCGGAAGGGGAGAUGAUGCGAGCUGUGGUGUAUUUGGAGCUUGCUGCUCGUGCUGGUGAGGCGGCAGCUGAUCCCGUCAAGAAUAUCAUACUUCAACAGAUGUCCGCCUCUUCCCGGGGUCGAGCUAUGCUGCUUGCCAAUAUUUGGCGUGCUUUACCUUCAUCACACUAAUACCCUCUAAUUGUCAGCUUAAUCAAUGUAUCACUUAACAUCUUGAAGUGAAAGGGUAAUAUAAGAAUUUUUCCCCCCUGCAGUUUCAUGUUUCGGAUUUCUGUGCUACUGCAAUAACUGAUAAGAGAGUUUAGACGGUGGCUUAAAAGUAAUAGA
Molecule: messenger RNA, 1284 nt
Organism: Lycium ferocissimum
Lineage: Eukaryota; Viridiplantae; Streptophyta; Magnoliopsida; Solanales; Solanaceae
Product: F-box protein At1g70590-like
Exons: 6
Coding region: 1-1128 (375 amino acids)
Molecular function (GO): protein binding
Source: RefSeq, a predicted model, not a curated record